ACGGGCGAGUGGGCGGGGCGUGCAGGCGGCCGGCACGGCCGCGGCCCUUCCGGCUGCUUGGCGCGUUUCCGUGGAGAGCGUACGCUCUACUGCAGCCUCCCCCCUAGCUUUUCGGAGACGUCUGGGAACUGCGCGAGUCCUUCGAGGUACAGAAUCCGUCGCGGGGUCCUCCUAAGCCUAGAACUGCCCAUUGUUCCGCGAGGAGAAGCCGUUGCUACCGAGAUCUGGGAUCAUGAAGGGCCCUCUCUUUCUUGGAGAGGGUCGCCCGCGGCUCCGCCCUGCAGCUGCGUUCUGAAAGAUUUCCGGGGUACUAAGGGAAGGAGGGUUCAGUGGGCAGAGCCUAGCAGAAAGAUGCAAGCUUAACACGUCACGAACUGUUGACCUCCACCUUGAUGACUUCACCUUGGAGUGCCUUCCCAGUUCAGUUCCCCCAGCCUUCAAUCAGUGGCCUCUCACAGAUCACCAAGAGCCUGUUUAUCAGCAAUGGUGUGGCUGCCAACAACAAGCUCCUAUUGUCCAGCAAUCAGAUCACCACAGUCAUCAAUGUCUCAGUAGAGGUAGCAAACACCUUCUACGAGGAUAUCCAGUAUGUGCAGGUGCCUGUGGUCGAUGCACCCAUUGCACGCCUCUGUGAUUUCUUCGACCCCAUUGCUGACCAUAUCCAUUCGGUGGAGAUGAAGCAAGGCCGCACACUGCUGCAUUGUGCUGCUGGCGUGAGCCGCUCAGCUGCCCUGUGCCUCGCCUACCUCAUGAAGUACCAUGCCAUGUCCCUUCUCGAUGCCCACACUUGGACCAAAUCACGCAGGCCCAUCAUCCGGCCCAACAGUGGCUUUUGGGAGCAGCUCAUCCAUUAUGAGUUCCAGUUGUUUGGCAAGAAUACAAUGCAAAUGGUUAACUCUCCAAUGGGACUGAUCCCAGACAUCUACGAGAAGGAGACCCAUUUGAUGAUCCCACUGUAAGCCAACCCGCCAGCUCCUGUAUUGGGUCAGCCAUACAGCUCUGUCAUUAACAAGUGCAUCAAGGUCUAAACUUGAACAUUCUGCUUUUGUUGCUACAGGAGCACACCAGACGGUGCUUUACCUAAGGGCAAGAAAAAAGUGUUGCUCUAACAUUUAACCUCGUAAUCCAGCCAGGUGUGGUGGCAUAUGCCUGUAACCUCAGAAUGCUGAAGCAGGGAGAUUACAAGGUGAGUGUGAGGCCGGCCUAGGCUACCCUGUCUCAAAAACAAAAUCAACAACAAAAACCCCUAACAAUUACUAUUUUGUCAUCUGUGUUUUUAGAGAUUAAAUUCAUUUCUAACAAUA
Mastomys coucha (southern multimammate mouse) is the source of this 1304-nucleotide messenger RNA. It is a transcript of the gene Dusp18, whose product is annotated as dual specificity phosphatase 18. Lineage: Eukaryota; Metazoa; Chordata; Mammalia; Rodentia; Muridae. The transcript has 2 exons. Bases 393 to 959 code for a protein of 188 amino acids. Gene Ontology annotation, biological process: protein dephosphorylation. The record is from RefSeq and is a predicted model, not a curated record. Gene Ontology annotation, molecular function: MAP kinase tyrosine/serine/threonine phosphatase activity.